AUGCAAGCCAGGUCACAGCUCAACAGUAGCAACAACACCAAUUUUGUUAUUUCUCAGAGUGAUCUUAACCAAAAGAUUCGUGUCUGUGUUCGUAAACGGCCAUUGAAUAAGAAGGAACUCGAGCGGUCCGAGAAAGACAUUGCUCCUACAGCUGGCGCUCGUAGUAUCAAUAUUAACGAACCAAAGAUGAAGGUUGAUUUGACACGAUACAUAGAGCAACACUGCUUUACGUUUGACGAUGUUUUUGAUUGUGAUGCAGCAAAUGAACAGAUCUACCAACGAACAGCACAGCCAUUGGUCAAAUAUAUAUUUGAAGGAGGAAGAGCAACCUGUUUUGCCUAUGGUCAGACAGGUUCUGGAAAGACAUACACCAUGCUCGACCCUAAGCUGGGUCUCUAUGUCCUUGCUGCCCGUGACGUCUUCUCACUCCUUCGUCAGCCACAGUAUCAACACCUAACAGCCUGGAUUGGUUUUUAUGAAAUAUAUCAGGGCCAGCUUUACGACUUGCUCAAUAGUCGUAAAAAAUUGUUCGCACGCGAGGAUGGAAAACACAACGUGGUGAUUGUCGGUCUCAAAGAAUAUGUGAUUAAGAAUGUGGAAGAUCUUAUGCAAGUAUUUGAGUACGGAAGUCAGGCCAGAAGUACCGGUAGUACCGGAGCAAACUCGGAUUCAUCUCGCUCGCAUGCCGUGCUUCAAAUCUUACUCCGACCCGAGAAGAGUCGCAAAAAAAUUGCCGGAAAAUUGAGCUUUAUUGAUUUGGCAGGUAGUGAGAGAGGUGCAGACAGAGGUGAUGCAGAUGUCAAGACAAGAAUGGAAGGUGCAGAGAUCAACAAGAGUUUACUGGCCCUCAAAGAGUGUAUUCGUGCUUUGGAUCAAGACAAGAGGCACACCCCAUUUAGGCAGAGCAAGCUUACACAGGUGUUGAAAGAUUCAUUUGUAGGCAACUCACGUACUUGUAUGAUUGCAACCAUAUCACCCAAUCAAAGCAAC
Phycomyces blakesleeanus NRRL 1555(-) is the source of this 990-nucleotide messenger RNA. RefSeq lists its product as hypothetical. The transcript has 6 exons. The annotation marks the transcript as partial. Gene Ontology annotation, molecular function: ATP binding; microtubule binding; microtubule motor activity. Gene Ontology annotation, biological process: microtubule-based movement. The record is from RefSeq and is a predicted model, not a curated record. Lineage: Eukaryota; Fungi; Mucoromycota; Mucoromycetes; Mucorales; Phycomycetaceae.